This is a messenger RNA of Cydia amplana, 1790 nucleotides long. RefSeq names its product transforming acidic coiled-coil-containing protein 3-like. Gene Ontology annotation, biological process: mitotic spindle organization; cell population proliferation; cerebral cortex development. The transcript has a single exon. Lineage: Eukaryota; Metazoa; Arthropoda; Insecta; Lepidoptera; Tortricidae. The record is from RefSeq and is a predicted model, not a curated record. Gene Ontology annotation, cellular component: cytoplasm. Bases 208 to 1761 code for a protein of 517 amino acids.
UUUGAUCUGGCAAGAUGAAAAAAAAACAAUACGAAUGUCAUAUGGUAUUUUAAAAAUAUCCGUUACCUACACAAAAUAAAAUCGGUUAUAACUUCUGUUUUGUUUUUACUCCUUUUGAGUGCGACUGACGAAAAUAGCGAGACUUCAAGGCGAUUGACGAAGUUUUUCAUUCAGUGGCACGAAAGCUCGCGUAGGGCUGAAGGCCGGAUGUUCUCUAAUAUAGUAACUGUCGAUCCGUCUCCGACCUACAAUAAAAACAGGAGUUUGAGCAAUAUAUAUCAGAAGUUUCAAAGCCUCCUCGGCCGUGGCUCGGAUAUUGAGAUCGGCAGCUGCGCUAAAGAGGACAUGUUAUCUGCGAGGGGCAGUACGGGUGCAUCAGAGGACAGUUUCAUCACGCCGGUGUCUUCGGUCGGAGAUCUUAUGGCGAUGUCACCGCGAGGGAAACAGGCCCAGGAGUCAGCUGAUGUGACGAGUGACCUGCUCACGGGCGCUGACUUCGACAGUGUUCGUGAUAUAACCAUGCAGGAAGUUCAACAUUACGAGGAUCCUUUGUACAUCGAUCCGACAAGUAUGGACUAUCUAGUGAAGUGUGCCGAGUCUACCCGUAGCAACAGCCACGUAGACCGCGGCAAAGAAAGCUUGUUCAUAAAAUUCGAUCCGCUUUACGCUCGUCAGAAACCUCCAGCCACUCCUGAAUCCCUCCCGGACUCUACAGAGGCUGAUAUAGGCUACGAGACAGGAAGUGCUGCGUCAAUUUUCGCUGAUAACAGUAUUCCUACGCCUAAGCAUUCAUUGUCUGUGGGAUCUAUCUCUAGUGCAUGGGAAAGACCUACUCAAGUGGUUCCACCGGUCAAAAACGAUUUCCCCAAAACUGAACCGAAAACAACACCGCAGUUGGUUCGAAGUGCCUCUGCAAUCCUAUCCUCUAGUCACGUAGCUACAGACAGGCUCAUAAAUUUCAUAGGUAGCACUCCGCCUGUGGCUGCUCCGCGCAGUCCUCACCACCGCUCCAACACCCACCAGGUAGACAGACUACAUUCUCUGCGAAUUAUACUCCAGAAGCAGGAACAUGAAGCUUUGUUACUCCGACAGGAAAACGGAGAUCUCAAGUCUGCGUUACACAACAUUGAGAGUAGAUACACAAGUACUGUUGAGGAGUUAGAGUUAAAAGUUAAGAAGCUCACGGAUGAAAAACAUAAUUUAAUAGAGAGAGAAAACCAGCUACUUCAGCAGCUUCAUGAUAAGAACCUGAAUAACAAACAAAUGGGUGUAGUGAUGGAAGAAUAUGAGAAAACUAUAUCUUCUCUGAUCGGUGAGCAUCAGCGGGAGCAACUACUGACACAGGAAAUGCAAAAAAAACUAAGCGCUGAACGAGACCAAGCUUUAAGUCACUUAGCAAGCAUGGAGAGCUCAUUCAACGACCUGUUGUCCAAGUAUGAAAAAUGCAAAAGUAUUAUUAUGGAGCAUAAAGAAACAGAAAAAAUGUUUGAGCAGAAAAUUACAGAGUAUGAAGCUGGUUUGAAAAAAUAUGAAGGACUUUAUACAAACUUGAAACAUAUUACUGAAGAGAGCUUGUCUAAAGCCAAUGAAACAUUGGAAUCUGUGAAGAAAAACCACAGCGUGGAGCUAACAAAGUUAAACGCUACCAUCAAAAAGCAUGAGAUCAAAAUCUCGUCUCUAGAGGAGUCACUGACUCAAAAAAUAAGAGAUAACGAGGAGUUAACAAGAAUUUGUGACCAGCUUAUAAAUGAGGUGCACUAGAGUGCAUCUUUAGUGCACCAUUUUAGAGA